Messenger RNA from Linderina pennispora, 2325 nucleotides. RefSeq lists its product as uncharacterized. The coding region runs from base 354 to 2258 and encodes 634 amino acids. The transcript has a single exon. The record is from RefSeq and is a predicted model, not a curated record. NCBI's taxonomy places the organism in Eukaryota, Fungi, Kickxellomycota, Kickxellomycetes, Kickxellales, Kickxellaceae.
CUUUUAUUCUCUUUCUCAGUAUUUUAUUAAUAACUCCCCGAGCAGCUUAUGCCCUUUUCCUGGUUGCAAACAUAGCACCUUGUUGGAAGCCUACUGCGUUUACUGCCCAGCCCUCGCCAGAUCGCAUUAUUUUAACCACACAAACCAUCUGCCUCCCCCCGUUGUUCGUAUUCAACCUUCGCCCAUUCUCCUGACGUGCUACUUUUCUUUGCUCUCCUUCUCCUUUUUUGAUAAUCGACUUGCUGCAGUUACCACGCCCCUACUCUCUUCCCACCCUCUCCAACGACUUGCCAAAUACUCUGUAUAUGCUAUAACUCUUUCCCACAUUUUCCACACAUCCACACAUUUUUAUAAUGAAUAUCUUUCGCAGAAAGCGCGAUGCGGUAGCAGCGGCAACCAGCCAAGCCGCAACCGCCUUUGAGGAAGCCGAGGAUCUGCAUGACAACCAUGCGACUGUUUUUGAAUACACCGCAAAGCCAGCUAAGCGCCGGACAUAUUUCUCGUCUCUGCGCAGCAGCCCGCCGGCAGCAGACUCGCUGCAGCACCCAAAGCCCGCAGUCAUCCACUCGCACAUGGAGAUUGACCAGACACUGGUAACGCACGACUUGCCGGUGCGGCGCAGCUUCCUGGGCAUAAAGUUCACGCAUGAUAAGCACUCGACGCUGCGGGGCAAAAAGUCCAAGGGCCUGAUGCGGCGGUGGCAGCACGACGAGGGCGGCAGCAGCGGCAGCAGCGGCAGCAGCAGCGAGGGAGACUCAGAUGACACGCUGGCAACAAAGGAGCCGCGGGAACUGGAGCGCAGCACAAUCCGUGGUUCCGCUCCGGGGCGGCAGCUCUCGGCGUAUGCGGGCAAGGAUAUUAAUUGUGCGCUCCCGCCGGCAGCAUCUCCCAAAUUACAUCAGGUCCAGAUGGCCAGCAGCGCAAUGGCCAGCAGCUGUCACGAGGAUCGAGGAGCCCACCACAUGGCCACCUCAUCAGCGGAAUCGGGUGCGCCAGCAGCAGCAGGACCCGGUGUGGUUGGGGCCACUGCUGGAUCCAGUGUACAGCACCAGCAGCACCAGUACACUGCUGGCUCCGGGUCAGCAGUGGGCUAUAGCCCGGGUCAAGCUGGCAGCAGGGUUUCUGUGCUGGGUGGGGGGCAGCGUACACUGAGCCUGGCCCGGAAGACCGCCAUGCCAGCCACCACCAACAGGCAUCACCCAGCACUGGUCCCCAAGCCGGCGCCAGUGGCCAAGUCCCCACUUCUCAAUAUCGGCUUUCGGCAUCACCACCACAGGCACUAUAGGUCCAAUGCGUCUGGUUCGCCGACCACUAGCCCAGAGCUCACGCCAACCACCUCUGACACGCGCCAGACGCACGCCAAGAGCAAGCCCAGAGUCCACGACGGCGAUGCCUACGAAGGCACUGGUGCGCUUAGUGGGAUCCUGGCACCACCCCCGCCCUCGGCACACGAACAGCAGAAGAUGGAUGCAUGGGCAGCCGACGACGACGACGUCUCAAACUACGAGUACGACGUCUCGGGGGCGUUUUACGAUAUGCCGUCGCUGCCCAAGACAACAGCGGGCGACAUUGGCGACCGCUAUGCUCUGGCAGCUACGGUGAGCGGCAGCUCGUCUAAGCAGCAGCAGAAGCGCCACGACAGGCGUGGGUGCAGUUUCUCCAGCAUCUCGCCUACAAGCCGGCUGUCGUCCAGCUCGACAGUGAUCGAGAGCGAUGAGCUGACGGCAGAGCAGCUCAAGCGCAUCUUUGUGGCCAGCGCGCGCAAGCUGCGGUGGCAGAAGCCGCAGCGGGGGAUCUCGGGGCUCAUGCACAUCCGCAACACGAUGGCGCAGGCCAACACGCGGUACAUGGCCCGCAUGGGAGGCGAGCGGCUGGACAAGUACCAGCAGGUGAUUGUCUCGCUCAGCGACCUGUAUACAAACGAGGGCAGUGUGCCUAGCGCCAACCGAUGCGAUGGGUUGUACACGCUGCGAUCUGCAGGCGCACAAUGGCGUGUGGAUAGCGCGGCCCCCAGCCAGGGCUCCCAGAUGGUGAUGAGUCGGGACCAGCGGGCUGGCGAGGCCAGCGAAUCAGAUUCAGGCGUCGAUCAGUCGCCGAUUGCGGAUUCGGAGCUGCUGGGGUUCGGCAGUGGUGACUUGGUGUCACUGGUACCAGUGCGACUUGGCGAGCAGGCGCCCGUGUACCGGCCCAGGCGCCGCAGGGGUGCAGCGCGGCGCGGCAACUACCUGAUGCCGCUGCCAGCCAUCCCCGUCCAGUGAGAUGGAUGGGUUUUAUGUAACUUUUAUGUUUGUUUUUUCCUCUUGUGUAUUAAAUGCUUUAGAACCU